Molecule: messenger RNA, 3613 nt
Organism: Anopheles funestus (African malaria mosquito)
Lineage: Eukaryota; Metazoa; Arthropoda; Insecta; Diptera; Culicidae
Exons: 4
Coding region: 101-2170 (689 amino acids)
Cellular component (GO): ribonucleoprotein complex; cytoplasm; nucleus
Molecular function (GO): ATP binding; RNA binding; RNA helicase activity
Source: RefSeq, a predicted model, not a curated record
GUGCGUUUCCGCUGGAAGUUGUGCCAGUCUAGCCAGAUGGUGUAGCUGGUGGUGCAAUAGUGAAAUUCCGUCGGCGGAACAAACCAACAACCCUGCAGAAAUGUGGGGAUUAUCGUGCCGUCGGUCGCUAACGACUGUUCUUCGCUCGUUUUGCAGUACAUCAUCAUCGGCCAAUUUCGGUAGUCGCUUGCGAAUCCCGGAAGUCAGCGCAGUAACUACAUCCCGACUACAUCGGUCACACUGCGAUCGUUCGCAGAUUCUUCUUCCGACGACUCUAUCGGUCACUAGCAGUCGAUUUUAUUCGACUCCCAUCAUCCAGGAAGGUUUCGUGGACGAAUUUGACAUGGCUCCGAGAUUCGAGCGAGAAGACUACAAGAAGGAACCGUACCACGGUGUGAAGCGUUCCGGAACCGAGUUCAAGCGUGGAACCGGUUCGCGUAGUGGUGGUAGUGGUGGUUACGGUGGAAGUAGCGGAGCGAACGGCUCCGGCGGAUAUGGAGGUGGCGGCGGUGGUGGUAACCGCUUCGGCGGUGGAGGAGGAAUGGGUGGUGGCGGGCGUCGCGAAAAGUGGGCGGAUGCCGGUACGCUCCAAAAGAUCGAUUGGAGCAAGAUGACGCUGGCACCGUUUAAGAAAGAUUUCUACCGCGAGCAUUCGGUCGUACGCAAUCGUUCGCAGAAAGAUGUCGAUCGAUUCCUGGCCAAGCACGAUAUCACACUAGUCGGUCAGUGCCCGAAACCGAUCACCGAGUUCGAUGAGAUCGACAUUCCCGAUUACGUGGUGCGGGAGAUUGAAAAGCAAGGCUACAAGAGCCCGACACCGAUCCAGGCGCAAGGUUGGCCAAUUGCACUUAGCGGCCUGAACAUGGUCGGUGUCGCGAAGACCGGUUCCGGUAAAACGCUCGGUUACAUGCUGCCGGCCAUCGUGCACAUUAAUCAUCAAAAGCCCGACCCGUCCGUCCGUGGACCGCUGGUUCUCGUUCUCGCGCCGACCCGUGAGCUUGCACAGCAGAUCCAACAGGUCGCAACGGAUUUCGGCUCGUCCUCGUACAUUCGCAACACGUGUCUGUUCGGUGGCUCCAGCAAGGGACCGCAGGCGUCGGAUCUUCGCCGUGGCGUAGAGAUCGUCAUCGCUACACCCGGUCGUUUGAUCGAUUUCCUCGAAUCUGGCACCACUACACUGCAGCGCGUUACGUACCUCGUGCUGGACGAAGCUGAUCGUAUGCUGGACAUGGGUUUCGAGCCGCAGAUCCGAAAGAUUCUGGGACACGUGCGACCGGAUAGGCAAAUUCUGAUGUGGUCCGCUACCUGGCCGAAAGAGGUGCAGCGUUUGGCUCGCGAUUUCCUCGGAGAUUACGUCCAGAUCAACGUCGGUUCGUUGGAGUUGUCGGCGAAUCACAACAUUACCCAACACGUCCGUGUUGUUGAAGAACCUAACAAAAAUCAAGAACUUGGCAACUUGCUGGAGGAACUGUACCGUGGUGGAAACCCGGGCAAAAUUCUUAUCUUCACCACUACCAAACGCCGCUGCGAUCAGAUAAGUAUGCAAAUCCGUCGCUACGGUUACGACGCGGUGGGAAUGCAUGGUGACAAAUCACAACAGGAGCGUGAACGCGCCCUGAACCGCUUCCGUAAUGCACGUUCCUGCAUACUGGUGGCAACGGAUGUGGCCGCUCGUGGAUUGGAUGUUGACGGCAUAAAGGUGGUCAUCAAUUACGACUAUCCCCAGCAGACGGAAGAUUACGUGCAUCGUAUCGGCCGUACCGGACGCUCGAAUGCUACCGGAGAAGCGUACACCUUCUUCACCUACAACGAGCGCAAGAUGGCCAAGGAGCUGAUCGCCAUUCUCGAGGAAGCCCGCCAAACCGUGCCGCCAGAGUUGCUCAAGUGGCGCGGAUUCGGUGGCAGCGGUGGUAACCGCUUCAGUCGAUUCGGAACAUUCCGCGGUGGACGCGAUCAGUUUGGUAGCGGUGGCGGAUACGGUGGUGGUGGCAACCGAUUCGGAGGAGGUGGCGGCGGUGGUGACUACCGGAACGGAGGAUCGUCGAUGGGUGCGAAGCGACCAUACGAUAGCGGCAGCAGUAACAGUUACUCGAACGGUUAUGGCGCUGCCAGCAGUAGUUCGAAUGGGUACGAGCCACGAAACACAAAGCACACCCGGUUCGACGAUUAAGGGGAGGGUAUGGAUGAGGGAACAGCAACAACAAAUGUGUUUGUCGUGUAGUGUGUAAGGUUGUGUAGUACAGCGUUCCACGCAGUACGAUCGUAGGUUAUUUUUGUUUUUUAACGUACAAGAGUAGAAACGCGCUCUCGUGGAUCUGUAAUUUGCAUAUUCGAUUUGCACUUAAUUCCUUACGAUAGAAAACUUAAGACCAAAUUAGACACCUUUUUUCCACCCAAUUCUAUUCCUUGAUAUUCGUAAAUGCGCCCUUUACGAUGGUCGGUCCCGCCUAGUAUCUUUAGUUACAUUUUAACCACCCGCCUACGUUACAAGUUUGUGUUCUACAUACUGAAUAGUUUAACUGUGGGAACUUCCAACCUGCUACAUUAUGUGGAUCGAUUGAUCCCAUACCACCAUAUGCGUGUGGUAUUUAUCAUUCUUUACGCGCACGCACCAACGUUAAAGCAUAGUAAAAGCGGUAAAGCGUCAUAGAAAUCAUUUAAAUGUCUCAUCGGUAUUGUGUACUAUUCAGGUUAAAUUUAAUGAACAGAAGAAAACAAAAGAGUAUCAAAACCAUACUAGAACUAUAACUAUUACUUUCUCUCAGGCAAGCAAGGUAAAGUAGACGAUCAUGAAGAAUUCAGCUCAGUGCGAAGUCGUGGGUAUUUCUCUAAUAUUAACAUUUUCUAAAACGCGCCACUAGCCAUCAGAAGCAUGCAUGCGGAAGGGUAUUUUUUGUUUGUUUGUUUGUAAUUUUCUUAUAUUACUCUGUGAUAAAUGACAACAGUGUGGUAGCUCUUAAACACACGCAUUAUAUACAACCAGAAAGCGACACAAUUACACGCAGUGUUCGCACACGUAUAAUUCGUCCCCGCGUUUUUGAGGAUAAUAAUGUUUGCUCCAAUCGUUAUACCAACAAAAUGCUCGCCCCACACACUCUAUACCCAUUAACUGUGUGCGGUAGGUUGGUGUAGAUAGCAGGUCCAUAAUGGACGGGAACGGAUUUGCAUUAUUAUGUAGAAACGCGGGGAGAAGGAAUCAUUCAUGCUGUACUAUAAUAUGGCUAACUUUUGCACACACGGCUUUCGCAAAAUCCACGUUUUCUCUGGAUCUUUGGCUCGAUAAGAAGUAUCUUAUUUAUUAGGAUCUGUGCAGUAGGCUUGACCUUAGCGAAGAACUCCUUUUCUCGCAGUUAACACAAUUCCUGGUUUAAUUGGAGGAAUUCAAAGAACCAGAAAGAGGAAGGGUUUAUACUAGCAGCGAUCGCUUCUAGGGUACGCAACGGUUGCCGAUCGAGCGCGGGAGAGAAAAGAGAGUGUCGUUUGAAAAUAAUUUAAUUUGUAUGGAGAUCCCCCCACCCCCAUCAUCGGCGCGUACAAGUCGGAAUUCCCCGCCACCGGGAACACGAAACAUGUCCAACAAAAAAGAUAUAAAAAUAAAGAUACCUAAAUAUUA